Messenger RNA from Aricia agestis (brown argus), 1022 nucleotides. Its product is annotated as venom allergen 3-like. The record is from RefSeq and is a predicted model, not a curated record. Lineage: Eukaryota; Metazoa; Arthropoda; Insecta; Lepidoptera; Lycaenidae. The transcript has 8 exons. Bases 36 to 1022 code for a protein of 328 amino acids.
UUUAAUAAAAUAUUUUACGUUGUAAAUUCUGUGUUAUGUUCGUUACAAUUUUCCUGUUGAUAUCCAGAGUUUUGGGCGAUGAUGGCUACUGUUCCCUGGGGUACAGGAGACUUUGCCAAGGGAAGGGCAUGCAUGUGGCAUGCCAGUUUCCAGAGGCAGGCCCAGGACCACUCUGUCAGAACUACUCGCGUGUCGAAAUAAAUCCUAGGAUACAGAAGCUUAUAAUUGAUGAAAUAAAUAGAAGACGCCAGCAUUUGGCAGCUGGACAGGUGUUCGUGAGAGAUGGACAGCGCAUACCUCAACCUCGGGCAAUGAUGUUAGUUAGUUGGGAUCAAGAGCUGGCGUACUUGGCCCAGCGGUUGGCAGACCAGUGUCAGUUUGUACACGAUGAGUGUAGAGCUACUGUCCGCUACCCCUACGCCGGCCAAAGUGUAGGCGAGGUGCGCACGCGCAGGCCGAUCCCUGUCGCCCGUGCCAUCGCCCGUGUGAUAGCCGCGUGGUGGAGCGAGAGGAGGCACGUUAGAGUGGAACAGCUGAUGUCGCCAUUCAGACCUGACAAAGGCCUAAAAUGGGGUCACUUCAGCCAGCUCUCCAUCUGGAACCUCCAGGCUGUUGGCUGCGGGGCCACCACAAGCAGCACCAUGCUCCUCGUCUGCGACUUCUCUCACACCAACAUGCUGGGCCAGACCACGUUAGUGGCGGGGCCUGUUGGAGAAUGCCCAGCGGGUACUAGAAGGAGGAUGGAGUUUCCCUUGUUGUGUGCUCCGAUGGAAUCUCCUAAGAACAUUGUGGAAGAGAAUAGAGAGGAGGUUUCAGAAGAUAUUCCCAAGUUCAUAGAAUCUUCUGGGAAUAAAGGAGUAUUUGAAGGAAGAACCAUUAGGCCGAAAUGGAGACGAACAAGAACUAAAUGGAAUCAAAGAGUAGCACUUAAUCUAGAUAAAGAAGAUCUAGAACAAUUAUACAGAGACACAGGAUUCAGAGUCAAUUACUACGAAAAGAAACCGACAAGUUUAAAUAAAUGA